AUCAAGUUACCCUCUUCUCACCACCCCUGUAUCUUUUAUUGUUCACUACUUCACUGUAUAUGGAUAAGUUUUUAUAUGAAUUCCAUUAUGCGUUUUCACAGCUUCAGUAGCAACUAGUCACUUUUGGAUCCAGUUCUAGUGGCUGAUCACUUUGUGGAAGUGUCUUGCAUGUGUCUAGUGCUGCUGCUACUGUUUAUUGAUACAUAAGUUUCUUGAAGUUCAUUUUUUAUUGUGGAGAUAAACUGAAAUGUGUCCUAACAUUUCCUAGAGAAAAAGGAAAUGACUGGGCUAGCUAUUGGCAUUUCUGGCAUGAGAUCUGGUGAACGUGCGUUGCUACACGUUGGAUGGGAACUAGCCUAUGGAAAAGAUGGAAGCUUCUCAUUUCCAAAUGUUGCUCCUAUGGCCAAUGUUAUGUAUGAAGUUGAAUUAAUUGGUUUUGAUGAAACCAAAGAAGGCAAAGCGCGAAGUGACAUGACAGUAGAAGAGCGAAUUGGUGCUGCUGAUAGGAGAAAGAUGAAUGGAAAUGCUUUAUUCAAGGAAGAAAAACUUGAGGAGGCAAUGCAACAGUAUGAAAUGGCCAUAGCAUAUAUGGGAGACGACUUCAUGUUCCAGUUGUUUGGUAAAUACCGUGACAUGGCUUUAGCUGUAAAGAAUCCUUGCCACCUUAACAUGGCAGCAUGCUUGUUGAAGCUCAACCGCUAUGAUGAAGCCAUAGCACAAUGUAGCAUUGUGUUGGUUGAGGAGGAAAACAAUGUUAAAGCAUUGUUCAGAAGAGGAAAGGCUAGAGCAGAACUUGGGCAGACAGACGCAGCUCGUGAAGACUUCCUUAAAGCACGCAAGUUUGCCCCUCAAGACAAAGCCAUUUCGCAGGAAUUGCGUUUACUCGCUGAACAUGACAAGGCUGUUUAUCAAAAACAAAAGGAACUCUACAAAGGAUUAUUUGGUAAAAGCCCCGAGCCCAAACCCGAGAAGAAGAGUUUACUACUUGUGAUUUGGCAUUGGCUGUUGUCUCUGUUCUAUUAUUUGUUCAGGCGCAAAGCGGGUAAGACCGACUAAACUGUUGAACCCGGUAUGAAUUUUCACCUAAGCUAUAGUGCAUGUAUGCAUUUCUAUGUAUCUUUGAUUUUGGUUAUUGUAGUUUUGACUACUAAAGUGCACUGUUGAGGAGUAAAGUACACUUUAGCUGCUUUAUAAUGCAGUAAUACAGCCCUCCUAUACUACGCAAAAAUGCUACAGUGGUAAUA
Ipomoea triloba (trilobed morning glory) is the source of this 1244-nucleotide messenger RNA. Its product is annotated as peptidyl-prolyl cis-trans isomerase FKBP42-like. The transcript is spliced from 4 exons. The record is from RefSeq and is a predicted model, not a curated record. Bases 280 to 1056 code for a protein of 258 amino acids. Gene Ontology annotation, molecular function: peptidyl-prolyl cis-trans isomerase activity; protein binding. Lineage: Eukaryota; Viridiplantae; Streptophyta; Magnoliopsida; Solanales; Convolvulaceae.